AUGAGUUGGUCUCAUCUUGGUAAAAAUGACAUGCGAUUGAAAUUGAAAGAAAUUGAUAGUCCAUGGAAGGUCAGUGAAGUCCCCGCUAUAAAUGGAGAUCAUCCUCGUUAUGGUGAAUAUAUUCUUAGCUUGAAACAACCUGCUUUAGGUAUAGAAGAACCUGGGAUAUUUGAAGACUUAUCAAUGAAAACGGAAUUGAUGGUCCUUGUUUGUCCCGAUCAGAAUAGUCUAGGUACUUUUAGACCUUUUGUACAUACUUCGUUUGUCUGGGAUAAACCUCCUUCAGACCCUUCGGAACCGUGUCAAUCAUAUGAAAAGUAUAUACUUCAAGAACUACCUUCAAAGGAUACUAUUCCAUCAACAUUACCCUUCGAUGUCUUUCCCGGUCUAGCAAAUGGUAUACAAUCUCAAAUAUUAAAGACUUAUUCAAAAGGUACAUUACAUGUUCAAACUCAUUUCCCUGACGAACAACAUUACGAGGCAGGUAGUAUAAACUAUACAUUACAAGUGUUCGAGUCACGUUAUGACAAAAGGGAUAUUUUAACUGCAUUGAGUAAAUUCAAUUCUCAAGUAGCUUUACAAACUUUUGCUGUAACAUUAAAGAGUGGUUUUGAUAUUCCACCAGAGUUUAGUGUAUUAAGAAAUGAAUGGGAAAGGAAAGAAUGGCCUAGGCCUCCGAUAGAGGAUAUUGAUUAUAUCAAAGUGGAGUAA
Molecule: messenger RNA, 711 nt
Organism: Tremella mesenterica DSM 1558
Lineage: Eukaryota; Fungi; Basidiomycota; Tremellomycetes; Tremellales; Tremellaceae
Exons: 2
Coding region: 1-711 (236 amino acids)
Source: RefSeq, a predicted model, not a curated record